Scheffersomyces stipitis CBS 6054 is the source of this 1527-nucleotide messenger RNA. RefSeq names its product allantoate permease family MFS transporter (gene DAL5). NCBI's taxonomy places the organism in Eukaryota, Fungi, Ascomycota, Pichiomycetes, Serinales, Debaryomycetaceae. The coding region runs from base 1 to 1527 and encodes 508 amino acids. Gene Ontology annotation, biological process: transmembrane transport; allantoate transport; dipeptide transport. The record is from RefSeq and is a predicted model, not a curated record. Gene Ontology annotation, molecular function: allantoate transmembrane transporter activity; dipeptide transmembrane transporter activity. The transcript has 3 exons. Gene Ontology annotation, cellular component: plasma membrane.
AUGUCAGACAAAGAAAAGAAUACAGUGGUGACAGAAUUGCACUCAUUGGUAGAAUUGAGCCACGACGAACAUGAUGUGAAGGCUGCAACAACCCAUCGCAGUACCAUUAGACACGAAAUUACUUCUGAGAAGGAAUUGGACGACGCUUACCUUUAUACUACUUUGUUGCGUAAAAUCGAUUUCUUCCUUAUGCCAGUAUUAUGUACUCUUUACUGUUUCCAGUUCAUGGACAAGUUGACCAACUCCUAUGCUUCUAUUCUUGGUUUACGUACUGAUUUACAUAUGGUAGGAGACAUGUACUCGUGGACCGGGUCUGCCUUCUAUCUUGGGUACCUUGUGUUUGAGUUUCCUGCUGUGGCACUUUUGCAGAGAUUCCCCGUUGCUAAAACUGUUGGAAUAUUCAUUAUCUUGUGGGGUGUCGUCUUAUGUCUUCAUUCUAUUGCAAAUUAUGCUGGGUUCAUUGUCCUUAGAACAAUUCUUGGAAUGCUCGAAAGUUCUGUGACCCCAGGGUUGGUGAUUAUUACCUCUCAAUAUUACCACGAAGUAUUCCUCAGAACUGCGUGGUGGUUUGCCAGUAAUGGAAUUGGCGCUAUCAUUGGGUCGGGAGCCAUUGCUUUCAAUAUUUUCAAUAAUGCUGGCAAUUAUUCAUUGAAAGCAUGGAAGUUGAUCUUUAUUGUAACAGGGGUUUGCACGAUUUUUAUUGGAGUCAUUUUCUUUAUCCACAUUCCAGAUAAUCCCACUAAGGCCUGGUUUCUUUCAGAAAGAGAAAAGAUUUUGGUGGUUGAGAGAAUCAGAGUAAACCAACAGGGUUUUGGUAACAAGAAGUUCAAGUUGUAUCAAUUCAAGGAAGCUCUUCUUGACCAUAGAACAUGGCUAUUCUUCUUUACUGCUCUCUUCAGUAAUAUCCCCAAUGGUGGCUUGACCAACUUUGCUUCCAUAUUGUUGUCAGAGGACAUGGGAUUCUCUACGGGAAAAGCAUUAUUGAUGCAAAUGCCAGGUGGAGCAGUGGAAAUAGCCGGUUGUGUCCUUUUGGCAUACUGUUCCAAUUUUUUGAAAUCCAGGAUGUUUUGGGCUGUUUUAGGUAGUGGAAUUGCAACAAUUGCCAUGUUUUUAUUGGCAUUUUCCAAUGAUGAUACCACUAAAUAUGCCGGCUAUACAACCACCCUUAUUGCUCCUAUCGGGUUAAUUUCCUUGUUGUCCAAUAUUUCCAGUAACGUCACUGGCCAUACCAAGAAGGUGACAGUUAAUGCAAUUUUGUUAAUUGGAUACUGUGUCGGAAACCUCAUAGGUCCUCAAACAUUUUUGGCUACUGAAGCUCCAAAUUUCAGGACCGCAAAGAUCUGUAUAGCUGUGUUUGCAAUGCUUUCAUUCAUUUGCUUCAACCUUAUUUGGAUCUCAUACUAUCUUCUGAACAAGAAAAAGGAUAGAGAGUAUGAGGAGGCCGGUGGCGAAUUUGAUUUGGGAGAGAACUAUGAGUUCACAGAUUUGACAGACAAGGAGAACCCCCUCUUUAGAUACAAAUUGUAG